UAUAAGAAAGCGUACAACAAUUUGGAAUGGAUUGAUUUAUGAUACCUCUGAUAUGUGAGAGCUACAUUUUCUGUCGCUGUUGGCCAGCUGCUGCUGGUGGACUUCAGCUGACUUCAUUGCAGCAAGCCCAACAGAUAGGUCCUCAUCGCUAAUAGAACAUAAACAAGUGUGAUGCUGAAAUGAGAUGAGGCUCCGAAAUGGAACUGUGGCCACCGUGUUAGUUUUCAUCACUACUUUCCUCAGUUUGUCCUGGUAUACUGCAUGGCAAAAUGGGAAAGAAAAGUUGAUUGCAUAUCAACGGGAAUUUCAUGCUUUGAAGGAACGUCUUCGUAUAGCUGAGCAUCGCACUCUGCAGCGCUCUUCUGAGCUGAACGCUAUCUUGGAGCAGUUCAGGCGUGCAGUAGCAGAAACAAAUGGGAGUAAGAAUGCAAUGAAUAAUUUUUCAGAUGAGACGCUGAAAUUGUUAAAAGAGCUAACAAGUAGAAAAUCUCUUCAAGUGCCAAAUAUCUAUUACCAUUUGCCUCAUUUGUUGAAAAAUGAAGGAAGCCUUCAACCUUCUGUGCAGGUUGGCCUUGGAAGGACAGGAGUUUCCAUUGUAAUGGGAAUACCUACAGUGAAAAGAAAAGUCAAGUCUUACCUUACAGAAACUCUCCACUCCCUUAUUGAUAAGCUGUCCCCUGAAGAAAAACUGGAUUGUGUUAUGGUUGUCUUUAUAGGAGAGACUGAUCUUGAUUAUGUUAACAGUGUUGUUGCAAGCCUGGAAAAAGAGUUUUCUACAGAGAUCAAUUCUGGCUUGGUGGAAGUAAUAGCCCCUCCUGCAACUUACUAUCCUGACUUGACAAACUUGAAAGAGACAUUUGGAGACUCAAAAGAGAGAGUGAGAUGGAGAACAAAACAAAACUUGGAUUAUUGUUUUCUUAUGAUGUAUGCCCAGAAGAAGGGGGUUUAUUACAUUCAGCUUGAAGAUGACAUCGUUGUCAAGCAGAAUUAUUUCAGCACAAUAAAAAAUUUUGCACUUCAGCUCGCUUCUGAAGAUUGGAUGAUUCUAGAAUUUUCUCAGCUGGGUUUCAUUGGUAAAAUGUUCCAGUCUCCAGAUAUCACUCUUAUUGUAGAGUUCAUAUUUAUGUUUUAUAAGGAGAAACCUAUUGAUUGGCUGCUGGACCAUAUCCUCUGGGUGAAAGUGUGUAACCCUGAGAAAGAUGCAAAACAUUGUGAUCGGCAGAAAUCUAACCUACGGAUACGCUUCAGGCCUUCUCUUUUCCAGCAUGUUGGCCUCCACUCCUCUCUAGCAGGGAAGAUCCAGAAACUCACAGAUAAAGACUUCCUGAAACCAUUACUGCAUAAAAUCCACGUGAAUCCACCUGCAGAGGUUUCGACAUCUUUAAAAGUCUACCAAGGGCAUACGCUAGAAAAAACCUACGUAGGGGAAGAUUUUUUCUGGGCUGUCACACCAGUUGCUGGGGAUUAUAUUCUAUUUAAAUUUGACAAGCCAGUCAAUGUAGAAAGGUACUUGUUUCACAGUGGCAAUCCAGAGCAUCCAGGAGACAUACUUCUAAACACAACUGUGGAAGUUUUGCCUUUUCAGAAUGAAGAACUGGUAUUAAGCACAGAAACCAAAGACAAACGCUUAGAGGAUGGUUACUUCAGGAUAGGGAAAUUUGAAAACGGUGUAGCUGAAGGAACAGUUGACCCCAGCCUAAACCCUAUUUCAUCGUUCCGGCUUUCAGUGAUACAAAAUUCAGCAGUUUGGGCAAUUCUGAAUGAGAUUCAUAUUAAAAAGAUUACAAACUGAUCAUGGAAACCUGCUUUAGAGGAAAAAGAAAGAAUCCUUGAAAACUUUUCCUAUAAAAUCUGACAUCCUUAGCAAGUCACGAAUUGAAAAUACUGAGCAUGCACCUUAUUCCAAAUUUCUUUCAUUUUCACUUGAACUCUACCUCUUGUGAAAUCUACUGUAGAUGAGAAGAUUGUAUUUACCCCUUCUUAUCUGAUCCAUCCAGAAACUGAUGCUCCACACUGAUGACGUUCGUCUGAGGCCUAAGUUGUCCUCCACUUUAAUGUGACUUUACCAUCUUAUGGUUACAGAACCCUGCUACGCUUAACCUGUACUAUUUUGAUAGUAUAGUAAUAUAGAGAAGUUGUACAUAUUGUUACAUUCCUUGAAGAAGAAGAAAAAUAUAAUUAUUGUUAAAUAUGUUUUAUGAAGGGGGUACUUUCGGAGUUCCAUUUAUUUUCUAUAACGAGAACCCUCUUUUAUAGACUGUCAGGGAUAUAUAUUAAAAAUGUUAGGGAUAUUUAAUUUAUUAAAAUAAUUUGAAAAGUACCUAUUUUUAUGCAGUAAAAUUUUAAAUUGAUAUAGGUUUUUUUAUAAAUUCUCUAGUUUAAGUUAUCUUUCUACAUGUUUCUUUGGAGAUGCAAACAUAAAUUAAUACCAUAUUUCAAAUAUACUGCCAUGUUGAAAAAAACCUAGAUUAAGUUUCUAAAUUAUGUAGUUUUGUACACAGAAUCUGAAUGAUGUUCAGAGGCAUUAACAGAGUUCUGAAGAGCAUUAUUCUUUGGGGCUAUGAAAUUCCACUAUGUACAGUUUGUAGCCGCAUAAAAAGCAUGCUGAAAUGUCUUGUUUCAUAUUAUGUACUAAAUCUGCAGUGAUUUUAGACUGAAUCCAUUGCAUUUUAGAAGAAUUUUUUCAAUUCCAAACAGUUCUUUCUAAAAAUCUUUGUAGACAUUUCCUAGCCUGGACAAAUUCAUUUUCUGUACUGAAAAAAAAUCAUUCUCCAGCUUUGCUUUGGAGUGACAGAGGUUACCUUUUAUCGAAAGAAUUAAUAGUAAUUAGAUACUUUUGAUCUACAGAGGUCGUCUUCUAAAAAGUUCCGUUAUUGCAGUGUUUAUUUUAGAUACAUUACAGUGAGUAGUUAUGGUUUAUUUUUUAUUUUCUUCCAUUGCUCAAGAACAAGGUUUCAGUUUGACUCCUUUACUGAUCAGCGUAGUAACUCGCACUAACUUUUAAUGGGAACUGAAUUUGGCCUCAGGUUAGUACCCUGCCUUUGCGUUUCAAGGGAAACAACAGUGAUCUUAAAAGAAUCGGAAACUCGAUCAGGAACGGAAAGUGGUUUGGAUUAAACCCAGAGAGUGGGAUUGUUGCAGUACUAACGCUGCCACUGCUCUUAAGAGUCCUUCUGCUUAGGUGCUUACGUGUAAGGACACAGGUAUGGGGAGAGUUAAGUCACCCAGUCAGAAAUGGUCAGGAGGAGGAGGGGCAGAAAUUCCUCUCUUUAAUAGGAAAGAAGUGCCUGAUUGACACUGGAGGGAGGCAUCUGCCCUGGCUUGGGGAUUCUCAGCUGUGCUGCAAACCGACCUCCUGGAACUGACCUCUCGAAAGCUGGCCCAGUUUUCCCUGUGGAAAAAAAAGACUCCGUUAUCCCCAACAUCUUUGCGGUCAGGGCAGAGAUGCGCAAAACCUGUUGCGGGAUCCCUGACCUAGAGCAGGGAUCUGGAAUUCAUAUCUCCAGCAUGAAAGUUCUACUAAUAGAUUUAGCCUCUUUUUCAUGACAUAUAUUUAUAAGGAGCAGGAGCCUAAACCCGACUCUCUGGCACCGCAAGCUGAAAGCCAUCGCCACUGGGAUAUAGAGUCAACCUGUCCUUUCUUCUGCCUUGUUGGAAAAUUGUGUCGUAGCUUUGACAGUUCAGCAAUAUUCAAGUUUAAGAGCUUAACUGCUUCUACAGACCAUAGUCGUUUUGUUCUAGCUGUGUUGCCUGAGGACACAGGGAAGACAAGAUCUGUACGCAGAGAUAAGACCUUCUGUUUAGACUGACUGGUGUAAGUUGGAGAAAAGUAGAAAGCUACCAGGCAGGCUGUGUUUACUUUUUUCUGAUUGCAUCAGAUGGUGUAAAUAAAGUGUUACUUGGAAAGCUCGUCUGGCCCACAGGGACUGUGGGCAUAAGCUAAGCACCGGCCUCGUAAAUGGAGUUUAUUCUUGGAUGUAGGGACGUGGGUGCGUGAGCUCAGAAUCCUGUGUGAAUCUAGCCUGUUGUGGCGCCACAGCCCAGUUGGUUACGUGUAUAAUGCCGUGCCACCAAAUUAGUGCCAUGCAAUGGCUGUUCAUCGCACGUUAGCUAGGAAAGGCCGAAGAAAGUAUUUAGGUUUUCUUCUCAGCUGUGCCUGUGAAUGAACGAUGCAAGUGAUUUAAACUAUAGCUAUUUGUUACAAUGUAGAUUGCAGAAGUACGUUAGGUAUUACAGUUUCUUAAUAUAAGUAGUUUUGCUGACAGUGACUUUCAUCUUUUUCCACGAGUUCGAAAGUUUACUGGUACCACUUACGAAGAACGCCGUGAGCUUAUUCUCAAGCAUCACUGUUCCCGAUGUUUCACAGUGGUUAAGAUGAAUCAUUGCUAAUAUAUCUAAAUAUAUAGAACCCUUACCAGAUUGAUCGCAGGACUCUGGUGUUACCAGUAUAUUUAGUUUUCAAAAAUGUUGAGAAGAAAUUUAUCAAAGACAACAA
Messenger RNA from Pygoscelis adeliae (Adelie penguin), 4495 nucleotides. RefSeq names its product mannosyl (alpha-1,3-)-glycoprotein beta-1,4-N-acetylglucosaminyltransferase, isozyme A (gene MGAT4A). Bases 185 to 1792 code for a protein of 535 amino acids. Gene Ontology annotation, biological process: protein N-linked glycosylation. Lineage: Eukaryota; Metazoa; Chordata; Aves; Sphenisciformes; Spheniscidae. The record is from RefSeq and is a predicted model, not a curated record. The transcript has 15 exons. Gene Ontology annotation, cellular component: endoplasmic reticulum-Golgi intermediate compartment; endoplasmic reticulum; Golgi stack. Gene Ontology annotation, molecular function: acetylglucosaminyltransferase activity.